AGCAGCAAUCAUCUCAUGUCAACCAGGGUAGUCCAGAUGCGAGAUAUACGGCGAUUAUUGAGGGAGGGAGUGACGUUUCAGUUCGGGCUGAAUAGGAGAUUGAAAACCGCGGGUCAGCGCCAAGCCACCGGAAACAAUGGCUGACGCAGAGCAAGGUCUGGUGGGCGCCGAUGCCAACGCUGAGGCGCCUACUUAUGGGUCGGCCGACACCUCAGCCACGGAAAAGCCACCACCAUUUGACGAAGUGCCAGGAGAUGAACCUCCAUCUUAUUCCUCCGUGAUGCAGGAGCUGAAAGAUGCCAAGAAGACUUCGAGUGGUACUCUGGAUUUCAUCACCAAGAUACUGACGAUACUCAUCAACACAAUUGCAUUUACGAUCCUGAUGGCAGUAAUACUCAUAGUUCCAAUCGCAAUGGUCGUCAUGGGUGCCGUGCACAUCGACGACUGCCCCGUGCAGAGGCUGAUCCCGAUCUUCCUGAUCGUCUCCGGCUCCGUCUACAUCGUCAAGACCAUCUUGGAUCUGGCCGUGAGGUACCGGAGACGCAAGGAGGGCGGAGCGGCCGAGAGCUCCUACCUCAGGGAGAACUCCGUCAGCCGCCUGUUCGCUUGCAUCUUGCUGGUCUUCUUCAUCCUAGGUAAUGUCUGGGUGUAUGCCAACUUCCGUCCUGACGACGAUCCCACCAGCCCCCGUUACUGCUACCCGCCUCUCUACUACUUCGCCUUCUGGAUCAUCACAUUGGCGUACAUCUUCUUCAUCGUGAGCUGCUGCUGCGCUUGCUGCACUAUCACCCUGCUGGGUAUCAGUCUGGCCACAUAGGCAUACACUCCUUGCCAGAGUUGAUUAGCCCGCAAGCAAAAGCGCAACAACCACAACUUGGUUUUAUUUGUUUAAUUCAAACGGAAGGUGCUUAUAUGAGCCCCUAUUUCCUCGUAUCAUGCCAUCUUACAACGAUUUAUUGAUGGUACAUGUAUUUUAUUGGAUAAACGAUACAGGCUAUUGUGCUGCAACCCAAAAAGUUGGAGCUUUUAAGGCUGAUUAUUAUUAGCACUUGCAAUCUUUAAAUGUUUUAAGUUUAGUUGUGGCUGUAGAUACUGCUUUCUCUGUUAUAUUUUAAUCGUUAAGUGUUUUGUUACCAUGAUUUAAUUGUGGAGCUGCAUAAACAGGACAUACCAUAAGCAUGUACCGGUAUAUCAACCCAAGUAGGCAUAUACAGUAUAAUAAAUAUAAUGUAAGUAAACAUCGUUGUGGAUGGGUCGUAGAAUAGUAACAAUUGUAAUUAAAGGUGCUUGCUUGUUUGCUUGCUUAAUUAAACCAAUGUAUUAUUGUUCUAGUUCAUUCUAAGUUUGUUGAGUAAAGCAAUUGUCCUUGUUACCCGUUUGACGAGUAAAAUCCAUUUCUGCCUUUGGUAAUAUUAAGCAAUGUUAGUGCGGGCAAUGGCCAUUCUGCAUUCGGAUAUCAUGAAUAAAUGGCUAUUGCUAAACAUAGGAUGUUUCCAAUUUAUUAGGAAUAAUUAAUAAUGAAGUUAUGUUCACACUUCGCAGUGGUUUAUUUUUGAGAGACGAUUGCAAAAAUUCAGUACACGAGAGAUAAUAACGAUCAAUGCGUUAAUCUGUAUCUGUAUCUGUAUCACUCUCUGUACAAACACCUGGUAAGGUUGUCAUCGUACGUGGAACCAGUGAAUAAAAACGCUGACGGAGG
Messenger RNA from Patiria miniata (bat star), 1699 nucleotides. Its product is annotated as transmembrane protein 272-like. The coding region runs from base 137 to 817 and encodes 226 amino acids. The transcript is spliced from 6 exons. The record is from RefSeq and is a predicted model, not a curated record. Lineage: Eukaryota; Metazoa; Echinodermata; Asteroidea; Valvatida; Asterinidae.